UCGAAAAAAACAAAACAAAAACAAAAAAGAGAAGGUUAACUCAUUUCAAAACAUGGACUAAAUACUAUCAAAGACAUUAGAGGUCAAAUGCAUGUUUGUUCAGCAGUCAGACUCCCUCUGAAGGUGAAAGUGACUGUACAUCUACUGAUUGUCUUUUUGUUGUUGUUUUUUUUUGCAACAAUAUGGCCAAGAUUAAUAAAAGAGGCUGCGUUCUUAAAAUCCUCAUUCUUUUCUUUUCAUGUUUUCAUGUCUAUGUUUUUUUUUUCCUUUGAUUAGAUCAUCUGGUUCAGCAGCCAGUCUGCAUAUUGCAGUCAGAACACGUUGGACUUGCUGUUUGUUCUGGUGCUCUGGUGCGUCUGUCUGUGUGUGCGUGUUAGAAAGAAGGACGGGGGUGUACGGAAAGCCUCAUACACAAGACUAGAGAGAAUCAGUAAGCGGGGGAGAGAGAAAAGACAGAAAGCGGAAGGAUCUUUCUCAGAAUUAACAAAAAAUCAGCAGCUGAAUGAUCCCUCAGUCUUCUCCGGAGAGGUUGUUAACAGUGGUUUCAUCUUGAAGAGAUCCCCAUUGACGAGAUGCACACUCCAGCAUCCAUGCUGAUGGGGGUGGUGUUCGCCCCUCUAGGCCUCGUGCUGGUGUUCACUGCUGCCAUCACGCCACAGUGGAGAGAAGGUCAGGCGCGGCUGGGUGCUGCUGGAAAGGGCGGGGCAACAGAGCUCCUCCUACUCCGCUCAGAUGGCCUAUGGGAGAGCUGCCUGCAGGUGGUGCACUCUGAGGUCAAAGAAUGCUGGCCUGUGUCAGGGUCCUACCAGCGGGACUCUCGGGUCCGGAUGGUCCAGGGCAUGGUACUGUCGUCUCUCUUCCUUUGCGGAGCAGGGAUCGUGCUCGCCAGCAUUGGUGUCCGUUGCUGGACUGAUAUCCCGCUGAGGAGUGUAGCGGCAGCUGGUGGCCUGUUGGUGGCGCUGGCUGGUGUGCUCAGCCUGGCUGCAUUAGGAGUGUACACUCGCCAUCUUUCCAAGCUGGGGAUUGAUGUGGAUUCAAAUUUAUCAGAGACGCAAGGACUUAAUGCGCACAAGCCACCCCGACUAACUCUACACCCAGCUGGAUCGCUGUACUUCGGGUGGGUGGGAGCUUGUGUACAGGUGCUGGGAGGGAUUGCACUGCUCUACGGGUUCAAAGACAUGAAGUGUUCAUUCUGCCGCAAACAGAGACUCAAGGACAGUACAGAGAUGUAUGCGGUGAACUGUUAGAUGGACCAAACAUUUCAGAGGACUCAAGAGACUCUUAGGGGGCUUUCAUGCUAGAAUAUUUGUGUCAAGAGUUUGGAUCAGGGUUGUCCAAAGUUGGUCCUGGAGGGUGCCUGCCUGUCCUGCAGACUUUAGCUCCAACACACCUGUAUUGAAGGUACUACUAAGCCCAGCAAGACCUUGAUUAGCUGCUUCACCUUAUUCUUCAUGUACAAGUGGGCACAGCCAUUUGAAUCUUUUUGGCUCGAGACUUCCUGUCUCAUUCAGUUCCAUUCAAUUUCAGACGUUAAAGCUUGUUAUGCUGCUUGAUGUUGCAAACUGACAUUUUCUUAUUAUAUUAUUCUGCUUUGUCUGUUUAGUCAUGAACACACUUGUUUGUAGAGCAAGUAGUUUAACAGUUUUUUUUUUCCGUUUAUCAUUCCUAGUAAUUUCUCCCAACAGUUCUGAAACAAUUGAAAAAACGAGCGCACUUCCACAUUGAAGAAUAAGGUCAAUAGGGUUGGAGCUAAAAUAUGCUGGUCAGAGGCCUUCCAGGACCUGUGUGGCCAUCUGUGAACUGUGUGGACUGGGAUAUGGGGUAUAUAAACUCUGUUAGGGUUCACUUCUAAUGUGAACAGAAUUAUACUAUUAUUGGUAUGAAUUGGUGGUUAUUCGUUUACUCACUUGGUUUCCUGACACACUGAAAGAAGAUUUGACCUCAUUUCUGCUUUCAGAAUUAGCAUUAAAUGUAUGAUAAGUGUACAUGUUCCAUUUUAUAAUGGUGCUUACUUGGGAAACAAGCUGCGGUCACACUGCACUUUUCUCCCCAUAGACUUCCAUUUAUACACACGCAAAUAUGUAAGACCGGAAACGGCAGCUCGUGCGACAAGUUUCGCAGUUCACUGCAUUGAAAAGUUCAAGCUUGGUGAACUCUGCCCUGCAAAAUCUCAUCACAUGAUUGCGUGAGACCAAUCGAAGGCCUCUCUGGAUAGAAAUUUAAAACAUCGGUCAAUUGCUUGCUUUUUUAGUGUCUAAUCAUUAGAGGUGUGAACCUAUACUGGUCUCACGGUUCGGUUCGGUUACGAUUAUCAUGCCUUCGAUUCGGUUCAAUUCGAUA
Danio rerio (zebrafish) is the source of this 2340-nucleotide messenger RNA. The record is from RefSeq and is a predicted model, not a curated record. Lineage: Eukaryota; Metazoa; Chordata; Actinopteri; Cypriniformes; Danionidae.